UCUCUCUCUCUCUCUCUCUCUCUUAUUACUAAUUUACAAAGCCUUCAUAAUCAUAUAUUUUUUCUUUCUUUCUUAUUGGUCUACUUCUUGGUGUUUAAUCUUUGCCUGAACCGAUCAUGUUUUAUCGAGUCUGUUCUUAUGUUUAUUCCUUUUUCUCAUUUCUUUUGUAUGCUUUGAAUUGUGUCUUCAAUCUGUUUUAUUUGAUUUUCCAUGGCAAAUCUCAGAUCCGGGUACGGGAUAUUGGUCUGUAUAUAAUUGUGGCCAUUAUUCCCGGAUCCGAUGACCCGAAAGUUAUCCUGCUUAAGCUUAUAGACUGCCAUGAUUGCUAGGUCUAAGCUUAUAACACACCAAUAUAGUCAAAAGGGAUAAAUCUAAGAUUUGUCUAGGUCAACGAAGUUUAUGUUUUUCAAAACACUUUUGCUUCAUUCUUAUGUAUAUACUUGUACUUAUCCUUGUUUUUGUGUGUUGAAGAUUGGAAUAUUUAUCUAUUGGCUAGACUUUUGAGAUAUAUAAGCUAAAUUGAAAUUCAAUUGUUCACUUCUGUGUAGAUAGAAUGAUUUCAAUCUUGUUUUAAUUUGAUUAUGUAUAUGUUUAUAUACUAAUUUUAACCUUAAUUGAAUGGGAAAUACAAAAUUUUAUUUGGAUCAAACCUUCUCCCAUAUAAUUCGAUUCAUAUUGUCAAACCGAAACAAGAAAAUUACCAUUUGUAUUUGAUUUGGUGCUUUAUGUUUGUAGCUAAGUUUACUAAACAUUGGGCUUUUCUAAGGCCUCAACAAUGUGAGUGUGAGUUAGAUGUGAGCCUUUUUUUAACCGGUUUUUGAAGGGUUAAAAUGUUCACAAGUAGAUAUUUCUGACGCGGUUCGUCUCAGUUUACUUUACUCUUUCUCUACUCCAGUUUUUCUUCGAUCUUCAUUGGCACGAUCGUCGCUGAUUGAACAUGGAGUGUAAAGUUGAAACUCCACCUGAAAGCCAAAAGUUUUACACAUCCGUUGUCCUAAACAAUGGACUGAAGGCAAUCUUGAUAAAUGACCCAGAUGCGACGGAAUCUGCAGCGGCAAUGAUGGUUCGAGUUGGGAGCUCCUUUGAUCCUCCAGAUGCUCAAGGGUUAGCUCAUCUCCUAGAGCACAUGGUCUUCAAAGGAACCACCUCUUACCGUGGCACAAACGAGUUGCGGGACUAUCUAAGUCAGUAUGGUGGAGAGGCCAACGCAUUUACAGAGUUUGAUUUUAUGGUGUUUCACUUUAACGUUAGCAAUGUUGGCCUCAAUGGAGGUCUUAAAAGGUUUGUGUCUUAUUUGCUUGUUGCAAUUUUUUUUCCCAUUUUAAAAUGCUGAGCAAACUACUUGUCAGGUUUUCUGACAUGUUCAUAUCGCCUCUGUUUAACCGAGAGUGUUUGGAAAGCGAGAUUUCAGCUAUUGACUACGAGUUUGAAGCUGCACGUCAAACUAACAAAAAUAGGAUUGAUCAGCUUAGAGGUCAUACUGCCCCAGCAGAUCAUCCUUUCAAUAGAUUUACUUGGGGUAAUCGAGAGUCACUUUCCGAGGUCAAGAAGAAGAAACUCAUUAAGCUUCUUAGAAAACUUUUCGAUGAAUCCUUUGUUGGUUCUUCUAUGAACCUUGUUAUUCUCGGAAAAAAACCUCUUGAUGUCUUAAAAAAUUGGGUGAUAUCUUAUUUUGGUCCUAUUAAAAAACAAGUGCCAGGGCCAGAAUCCAGCUCUUCUCACAUUGCUACAUCUACUCCUAUUUGGAAAGAGCACACAUUGUUUUUUUCAAAGUCAGUUGAAGAUAAUCAUCUGCUUGAAGUUUCUUGGACCAUUCCUUCGCCACAAUACGGGAAGAUACCUGAACAGUUUCUUGUCAUCGCACUUGGUCAUAAAGGGGAAGGAUCUUUGUACUCUAUGUUGAGAGAGAAACUCUGGUUGGUUACUCUACAUGUAUCUUCUGGUGACUAUAAAGUCGAUGAUGAAGAUGACGAUAAGGAAUCUGAAGGUACGUACGCAUGUACCUCCGUGGGUCGUCUGUUUUCACUCUCUCUCGAGCUUACCAACCUUGGUAGUUUUAAGGUGUUUGAUAUUGUCGGUCAUGUUUAUGAAUAUCUCCAAUUUGUGAGACAAAACGACGCACCUUGGAUUAUGGAAGAAUUCUUCAAGAUCAAGAACAUGGAAUUUUGUUUCUUUGAUACCUCUGACCUAGGUUCAGAUGCUUCUGCUCUAACCAAAAAAAUUGCAGUUAAUAUGCUUUAUGUUCCCCUCAAAGAUGCUGUCUGUUCUGAUUUUCUCAAUCAGAGCUGCAAUAGGGACUCUAUUGAUGAGCUGCUAAAAUGUUUUGAUCCAAGAAACAUGAGAUUAGAUUUCGUAUCAAUGUCUGAUGAAGGACAAGAUCUGCUUGAACCUAGAUUCCACACUUUCUACAAAGAAGUUCAAAUCCCAUCAGAUGUUAUUGAAAAAUGGCUGAACCCAAUCACUGAAGAUUAUUUCCAGUUCCCACCUCGAAACCGUUUUUUGCCCACAAUACCUUCUUAUGAUGAUGAUGAGGGGGCUGAUGAUGAUGAGGGGGAUGAGGAGGCUGAUGAUGAUGAUGAAUUCAUGGAUGGUGCUGAUCAUGAUGAGGAGGCUGAUGAUGAGGGGGAUGAGGAGGCUGAUGAUGAUGAGGAGGCUGCUGCUGAUGAUGUCAUGGAUGAUGCUGAUGAAGAAGUUGAGUCAUGUCUUCUUGUUGAUGAGCGUUCCAUUAAGCUGUGGCAUACACUUGAGGACAGUGUUCCAACGUUCGUUUUUUCUGUCGGUUUCAAGAUUGAAGAUGAUUUGAAGAGUCAGAUUUUGGCCCAAAUCUUUUUACAGCUUCUGAAAGAUUCCCUUGAAUCUAUCUUAUCUGAGGGAAAGAGAGCUAAUUUGUCUACCACGAUAAAAUUUUUAGAUACAAACAAGAUAGAGAUCAAGACUAGCGGUUUCAAAGACAGUUUCCAUCUCUACAUCUCAUCCAUUUGGAAUGUUCUUAAAUCUUGUUCUCCAUCUGCUCAUAGUUUUGAGACUGACAAGGAGAUACUUACCUUUGUUUUGAAAAACAACAUUAUUGAGCUGCUUGACCAUUCCAAAGCUUUGUUUCAAGGAAUGGUCUCCAGAUCCUUUCAUUCAGUUGAAAGGAUGUUGGAUGCGCUUAAGCUGCUUAGCUUUGAGGAUGUUAAGCAGUUCGUCUCAGAUUUGCGGUCUCAGAUGUUUAUCCAAGGUGUUUUUUCUGGGAAUAUGUCAAAAGAAGAAGCUCUAACAAUAUCUGAACUCUUUAAGAGUCAAGAAAUAACUCCUCUUCAAGAAGAUUUUCGAGAUGAUCUAAGAGAAGAUGUCCCUCGUCCUUGUGAACCUUCUAAUCAUUAUAUUGAUGACUUUGUCAAAAUAAAGACAGAUAUCAACUCUCUUGCUACGGUCUGUUUCCAGUUUGGAACAAAACGUGGUAAUGCUAGAGAUACAGCACUCCUACAUCUCUUUUAUUCAUUGAUAGAGGAGAACAUAGUCUACUGGCUAAAGAUGUUCCCUGAUUUCAACAAGAGAGUUAGGAGGAAUCUGAAAGAGAUUGAGAAGGAGGAUGUCCUGAAGUUCUACAAGAAGUACCUUAUCGAAACUUCUCCUGAGACCCGUACCCUUUCCAUAAGGAUAUGGGGGUGCAACAGUCGCUUUGCUUAGUGAUUUUGGGCUUUGCUUUGAUAAAUAAACUGCCUAGUAAUUUGACUUCUGUUUAUGCAUUUGUGUUGUUGGGGAUGGGUGCACCAGGCGCUUGUUCUAUGUUGACUUCUUUAUGAUGUUGGGCUCUGCUUUGUUAAUUGACUUCUACUGUUCAUGUUGAUGCAUUUUGUUGUGGCAGACUGCCUGUUAUUUGACUUCUUCGUGAUGUUACACUUGCUUUGUUAAGUGGCAUGCUUAUACAUAAGCUUGGC
Molecule: messenger RNA, 3923 nt
Organism: Eruca vesicaria subsp. sativa (arugula)
Lineage: Eukaryota; Viridiplantae; Streptophyta; Magnoliopsida; Brassicales; Brassicaceae
Source: the annotation of a GenBank genome assembly